AAAAAAUCGACGAAAAUGCUAUGCUUGGAUAUCAAACUCGUUUCGCGACUGCGGGGUGUCUCCUCCGGAACUGCCUCGUCAACCGCGUCAUCAACGCACCCGACGACGGCCUCAGCUUCGUCAACCUCGAUGAGCUCCGCGGAGAAAAGCAAGUUCCGCAGAGUGAAACGUCACGAGAAUAGCGAGGUCGCCAGCUCGAAUACGACCAGCGACAGCGAAGAGGAAUCGUUGCGACCUAGUUCGAGCAUCCAGGAGAUGAUACGCAGGAACAGAUCCAGAUCGAUAUGCGUGGCGGCGCUCAUGCCGUCCUCGCAACUUAGACAGCUACAUCGACGUGCCAGUCAUGUAGCCACCACAGAUGCAAUAGCGAGACGAGGUGUCCUGUCGAGACGAUGUUACGGCAGUGUCGAAAUGCUACCGCAGAUCGAGCAGGAUGGUGCCGACAAUGGCAGAAGAUUUCGAGUGGAGAACGGAGAUUCUCCCGGAGAAAAAGAAGAGAUGUUCGGUUCGCCGAGUACGCCGAUAUUAGAAAAUCCAGAGUACCAAACGCGUUGGUACUUUAAAUACUUCUUAGGCAAACUGCAUCAAAAUUAUAUCGCUUCUGAUCAGGAGAGAAAUCCUCUUUUCCUCUCGGUAGUCACGAGCGAAGUCGGUGAUCAAUGUGUUCCACACUAUAGAGUUAUUCUAUGGAGACGAACUGGCGCGCAGAAAAUAUCGUUGCCGUAUUCGGCGAACAAAACAAUGACUAUCAGACAAAUUCUCAGCAACUUCUUCAGUCUGGAAAAACUCGAUAAAGCGCCUCGUGAAGUUUUCACGCCCGAACUGCAAAAGGAUCUAUUACUGUUGGAGGAACAAGAAGGCUCGGUGAACUUUAAGUUUGGUGUAAUCUACGCAAGAGAGGGUCAGAUCACCGACGACGAGAUGUUGUCUAACGAAAGAGGUAGCCCGGGUUUCGAGAGCUUCCUGGAGAUCCUGGGUGAGAGGAUACGGCUCAAAGGUUGGGACAAAUAUAGGGGCGGCUUGGAUGUGAAAGGAGAUAUGACAGGAAAGGAAAGUUAUUACACGGUUUAUGCAGGUCACGAAGUUAUGUAUCAUGUUAGUACGAUGCUACCGUAUUCAAAGGACAAUCCGCAGCAACUCGAAAGGAAAAGACACAUUGGCAACGAUAUUGUUAACAUCAUUUACACGGAUGAUCCAUCAGCCGUAGAUACUUUCAAUCCGAACUGUAUAAGAAGCCAGUUUACCCACGUGUUUGCCGUGGUGACAACCGAGGCGGAUGGCAAGAGUUGGCGGGUCGCUAUUUAUUGCGACGAAAACGUACCUCUGUUCGGACCGAGUCUUCCCUGCCCACCAGUUUUCGAGGACCCAUAUAAUCUCCGCGAAUUUCUCCUUGUUAAAUUGAUCAAUGGUGAGAAAGCUACUUUUGACACGCCGACAUUCUCUAGGAAGAGGGAAAGAACUCUCGACGCCCUGUUGCGAGACAUGUACCAAGAGCAUUCGCAAGACAGCAAGAGCAAUAGCAUGCUAAAUCGUCGAGCACUCUCGGAUGUUGUGGAGACACCAGGUCGACGGCGAGAAGAAACACGCGCUGUCGAAAUGGUGCGAGUCGGACAAGCCUUGAAAUUGGAAGCUAUCAUGCGUGGCCUCGCACCCACCUCUCUCGCCACUGUCGGUCCUUUGAAGCCCAGGCCAUGGGAACCGAGAUGCAUCUACCCCAGACUGAUCCUCGCCUCGGAGAAUGGGACUUUUCUCAUUGAAGAUGGAGUUUCGCACAGAUUGCUUUUCGAUGAGUCUGUGCAGAUCAAGCAAUUGGACGUGAUCGAGCAGCACGGUAUACUCUUAUUUCGUGCUGGCGAUAAAGGUAAGGAGAGUAGCGUCUACGUUUUCCGGCUGCGAGAGUUUGAAAGCGAUGCUUCUAUGAGAUGUGCCGAGCUGUUCAACGAUCGCGAGACUAACGAUCGAGAGAAGGAGGAAGAAGAUGACGAUGAGGACGCCGAGGAUGACGAUGAUGAUUGCGACGAGGAUGACGCCGAAGAGUGUAACAAUUUCACACGUGCCACCGCUAAAUUUCAACCGGUAGGACGUCCACGAGCGCGGAUGCGCGUUCGCGCCCCGACCGUUCGAAGCCGAGCGCAUAUCAAGGAGAGGAAGCUGCGGCGUACACGGGGAUGUCACUUGUACAGCAUCACAAGACCCGGAGGAUCGCAUUUACGUAUGUGCGUGGUCGUCGGUCGCCGACUCACGGUCCUUCAGUGGAAGCACAAUGCAGCCUGGACCAUCUGGUGCUCGUCAGCUGAUACCGACACCGUCGACGGUUUUCUAUUAGUGAAGGAAUUUACCGCGAACGAGACACCCUCAUUAGUAACGAUGAUCGAGAGCGUCGAUCCAGCGAACGAAUGGACACUGUGUUGCGGUGCUCGUCAUCACUUUGAAUUGAUCACCGCUUCCGGUACUUCGAGGAUAGUCCACAUGGAAGCGACGCCUAAGCCACAUUUGGUAGCGGCGUUGGAUCUUCGCGAGGACGAGGAGCCGGAACUGUUACUUUGUUACAACAAUACAUGUCACUUUCAAAAGCUGGCGGAAGAGAACACUGCGUCAACCGAAUUCGAUUUUAAUUGGAAUUCGAUGCCGACAGUCGUAGCCUGUGCCUUUCCAUACGUGAUCGCCUUCACUAACGACACGAUGGAGAUUCGAUUGAUAAUAAACGGCAACCUGGUUCACACGAUCGCCAUGCCCAGCCUCAACUUAAUCACCUCGAAACGGGACAUCUUCUUCGCAACCACAGCGCCGGAAUUUUUCCCAGGAAAAUGUGAGCGAAUCCGAUUGGACUCAAAACCUCUCGAGAAGGAGGAAAUGCCUUGCAGUCCACCACUGACCGCACAGUCUUCGUCCUCCUCUCGAUCGAGUGUUCAGAACAGUCAAGGUGAUUGGAAGCCGAUAAGGAUCUAUCGGAUACCACUGCAGACGCUGUCGAGAAGCACGGCGUCCAACUGUAACCAGAGGAGAUGUCCGAGUCCCACGGAGCCGGAAAUCGUUUCCGCACCACCGACCUCCGACAGAACCUUUCUGAGCGUCGAACCUCAACGUGUACACAGCAGGUCCUGCAGCAGCAGUCCUACACCCACACCGAUCACGAAUUUGCCAUCGCCAUGUAAAAAAUAGACACCGUAGUUUCUUGACGCUUGGCAAUCGAUUGCAUUAAUUGUGAUCUUAACAGAUCGAUUACAUGAAAAAAAAAAA
Molecule: messenger RNA, 3240 nt
Organism: Acromyrmex echinatior (Panamanian leafcutter ant)
Lineage: Eukaryota; Metazoa; Arthropoda; Insecta; Hymenoptera; Formicidae
Product: GTPase-activating Rap/Ran-GAP domain-like protein 3
Biological process (GO): regulation of small GTPase mediated signal transduction
Molecular function (GO): GTPase activator activity
Source: RefSeq, a predicted model, not a curated record